Molecule: messenger RNA, 1316 nt
Organism: Lagopus leucura (white-tailed ptarmigan)
Lineage: Eukaryota; Metazoa; Chordata; Aves; Galliformes; Phasianidae
Gene: SPOCK2
Product: SPARC (osteonectin), cwcv and kazal like domains proteoglycan 2
Exons: 11
Molecular function (GO): protein binding; calcium ion binding
Source: RefSeq, a predicted model, not a curated record
CCCGCCCUGCUGCCCGCGCUGCUGCUGCCCGGCGCCGCCGCCGCCACCGGCCCCGGCCCCGCGCCCGGCGGCAAUUUCCUGGAGGACGAGCAGUGGCUGUCCUCCAUCGCGCAGUACGGCGGCCGCAUCCGGCACUGGAACCGCUUCCGAGACGAGGUGGAGGACGACUACAUCCGGAGCUGGGAGGACGGGCAGCCCCCGGAUGAAGGAGAGGACAGCACCAAGGACCCGUGCCAGAAGGUGAAGUGCAGUCGGCACAAGGUGUGCGUGCCGCAGGGCCCGCAGCGCGCCGUCUGCGUCAGCCGCAAGAAGCUGGAGCACAGGAUCAAGCAGCACGGGGGCUGCAGGCCGUGCCACUCCGCCCGCCCGGCGCCCGUUUGCGGCUCCGACGGACACACGUACAGCUCUGCGUGCAAAUUGGAGCAGCAGGCGUGCCUGGCCGGCAAGCAGCUGACGGCGCGCUGCGAUGGGCACUGCCCCUGCCCCACCCCCGGCAGCACGCAGGAGCCGUGCACUGGGCAGGACCUGGCCGAUCUGGGGGAGCGGUUGCGGGACUGGUUCCAGCUCCUGCGUGAGAACGCCAAGCAUAACGCCUCCGGAGGGACCCCCGGCACCGCGCUGGCGGCCGGCUGCAAGGAGGCAGUGGGGUGGAUGUUCGGGCGCUUGGACACCAGUGGGGACCGCGUCCUGGAGCAGCCCGAGCUGGCUGCCAUCAACCUGGACAAGUACGAGGCGUGCAUCCGCGCCUUCUUCAACUCCUGCGACACCUCCCGUGAUGGGCGCGUCACUGCCGCCGAGUGGUGCCUCUGCUUCUGGAGAGAAAAGCCACCGUGCCUGCGGGAGCUGGAGCGGCUGCAGAUGCAGGAGGCAGCCAAUGUGCAGCCCGGCACCUUCGUACCCAGCUGCGAUGAGGACGGCUACUACCAGCGGGCGCAGUGUGAACCAGGCGGCGCACAGUGUUGGUGCGUGGAUCCACAGCACGGCACUGAGCUGAGCGGCACCCGCUCCCAUGGCCAUCCCGACUGCGAGGACGCAGUGGGGUUUUCAGGAGACUUCGGCAGUGGCGUGGGCUGGGAGGAUGAGGAGGAGAAGGAGCCUGAGGAAGCAACAGAGGAAGCUGAGGAGGAGGAGGCUGAGGCGGGUGAAGGAGAUGAUGGUGGCUACAUCUGGUAGAGGCGGGGGGGGGGGGGCACGGCUGGGGGCAGCCCCUGUCACCCCAUUGCCCCCUGGCACAGAGCGCAGGGGCAGCCCCCAGCUCCAAGUGGGACAGGGCUGUGGGGCGCUCGCCCGGGCGGGCCCCAAGGCGGGCGGGGGGC